UCGCUCGAGCCCGAUCCAGCGAGUGCUGCGCGCGCGUGUGUGCUGAGUUGGACCGGGAAUAAGAAAACUUUCACAUUGUUUUUAUCUAUUAAAACUAAGAUAUGACACGAACUUUUGCACCUGUUUACGCGAUUUUAACGAAUCUGUGAGUUUUUUUCUCUCCGCAAUGGGCGUUAACAGCGUUACAUCAGCGCUUUAUUCCCAACAGGAUCAUUUACCCAUGCAUGUGGAAAAUGGAGUUGAUUUGGAUGUUGAAGAGUGACCUCAGAAGUGAUUUGAGGAUUUUCUCUACAUGUGGGCUGCAGCGGUACUCCGUCUUGUUUGUGAAGUGAAAUGAUGGCGACACAUUGGACGAAACCAGACGAUGAAGAUGACGAUGAACUGAAUUAUGCUGGUCUAUCUCCACACUGCGAGGAUGUGGCAGAUGAGGACGAGGCUUCAGGAGUGCUCUUUCAGCCGGAAGAAGAGCCAUUUUCCUGGCCGGGACCAAAGACGCUUCAUCUGCGCCGCACUUCACAAGGCUUUGGUUUCACUCUGCGUCACUUCAUUGUGUACCCACCUGAGUCAGCUGUGCAUUCAACUUUUAAGGAUGAAGACCAUGGACCGAGAGGGAGACCGCGAAACAGACUGGAGCCCAUGGACACGAUAUUUGUGAAGCAGGUCAAAGAGGGAGGGCCCGCUCACAGCGCCGGACUCUGCACGGGAGACAGACUAGUGAAAGUCAAUGGUGAAAGCAUUGUUGCGAUGACGUACUCGCAGGUCAUUGGGCUCAUCCAAAACAGUCAUACAUUUUUGGAAUUGUGUGUGAUGCCAAAAGAUGAAGAUAUCCUACAACUGGCCUAUUCCCAGGAUGCCUACCUUAAGGGUCAUGAUGCAUACAGUGGAAAUGCCCGCCAUAUCCCCGAACCACCACCUGUAUGUUACCCCCGAGUAGACUCCAAGCCCCCCGGGAUGGCCCAGGCCACUGAGACCCCAGCCCCGGGGGGUUUACCAUCUGAUUUAGGAUACCGUGUGGAGAUACCGGUACCUCCUUCACCUCCACCAACAAUUCCAAAGACGCAGACCGCGGUUUGUGUUUGCAAUGAAAGUGUUCGGACGGUGGUCGUACCUCCUGAUGUUCACAUGGGCCGUAUGGGUCAUAGGGGGGACUAUGGUCUAAUAGAUCCAAUGCUGGUUAGAGCACGGCCUGGUACGGUGUCUGGUGGUCGCCCUCCGUACCUCCACCCUCGUAAAGUCGACAUGUUCUCUUCAGGUUACCAUGGGGAUCCUUAUGCCAUUCCACCUACACACUAUUUGCCUGCAUCCACUGCUACUCACCAAAACAUUGACUGGCGGACUUAUCAGACGUACCGGGAAUAUAUUGAUCAUAAAGGUCUCCAUGCUUACAGUCGGACUAUUCAGGAACGUUUAGACAGCUUGCGAGCUGCCUCUCAAAGUGUCCACGGUGGACCUCACUAUGGACCCCAACCGAACUGGGGUAAUAAGUUACGCCGCAGAAGCACGUCUCAUGACCGGGCCUACCAGGGCCCAUCUGUGCUUCCUCCACGCAGCGCCUCACAGGAUAGGAUGAGUGGGGCCGAGAGAGCAGUCCACGCCAGGGACUGGCCUCCUCGUAGUAUUUCCUCCGAUGGCCUCAUGCGGAAACCUCGUGUUCAUUCUUCAGACUAUGUGGAACACAAUGAACUAGUUUCUGGUGUGCCAUGGCCUGCAGUGGACCGGCAGCUGUAUGCCAGAGUAGACCAGAGGAGUCGUCCUAGCAGGCAGUCUCUUCCACCAAGGGCCACUCUUUACCGCCCAGGGUAUGGCAUGAAUAUUAGAGGCAUUGCUGGCUCUCAUCAGCACAGCUCCAGAAUGGACAUCCCACCUACUUCUGCUUUUCCAGAACGGCCUCGCAAUGGCCUAAACCAGGCCAAGGAGCCUUCCCCCAAAGACCAAAAUGUUCGUAAUUCUAUUUCUGGAUCAAUCCAAUCAAGAACUAGGCCUGAAACCAUGCAGAGCCCAGAAACAGGAAAAGAGACUGUUGUGGGACAUAGGUCGGCAUCGUGUUCUGCAAUGCCCCCUCAGAGGACACAGGGUGGGGCAUCAGCUCAGAGGACACACCCACGGGAUCUUGUAGGGUUACCGGUAAAUGGGUCCAGUCCUGUCCAGGGUGUAGUUCUCAGGGAGAAGCCCCCAACAGGGAAAGGUACACCACAACCUCUUCGCCACCCCUCAUAUAUUCUUGCUGUAAAUGACACGGAUGAGCCAGCAGGGGGUGGUGUUUGCUGGUUGCCCAAUGAUGUACGCCGGGAGAUGCACAUGGGGAGAUUGGAGGAGCGGCAUGAAUCCUUCUGCUCCAGUAAUCUGGACGAAUCACUUGACUCCAUUCCCUUCAUCGAUGAGCCAGCAAGCCCCAGUUUAGAUCAUGAUGGCAGCCAUAUUCCUGCAUCGGCCGUGAUAUCUGGAGCUCAGGGUGUGCUCUCUGAUAGCCCAAGCCCAACCACCCCGAGUCCCCUCAUGCGCCGCCAACUCUCACAUGAUCAAGAGUCUCUCAGAAAUGCCAUCCUGGGAUCGGAAACUGGAAGCAAAACGGAGCGUUCAAAAUCAUAUGACGAAGGUCUGGACAGCUACAGGGAUGAAGGGCGCGGGCGAUCCAGUAAACCAAGUCUAAAGGUUUUCAGAAAGGCACUGGAUGGCAAUAAGUCUGAUGACUCCAGCUCAAGGAGAGAUUCCUCCACUGAGAUCUUCAGUGAUUCUACCAAAGAAGGGUGGCUGCAUUUCCGACAGCUUAACACUGAGAAGAGCAAGCGUGUUGGCGGUGGUAUGCGGCCAUGGAAACCGAUGUAUGCUGUGCUGCGGGGACACUCCCUUUAUCUCUAUAAGGACAAAAAGGAGGGGAUUUCUCACGCCAACUCUCAACUGGAGGACGAGCCUCAGGCAGUCAGCAUCAAGGCCUGUUUGAUUGACAUCUCCUACAGUGACACAAAGCGCAAGAACGUUCUGCGGCUGACGACUUCAGACUGCAAGUAUCUGUUUCAGGCAGAGGGCCGGGAAGACAUGCUGUCCUGGAUCAGAGUCAUUCAAGCAAACACUAACCUGGACGAGGAGAACGCUGCCAUAACCAGCACUGAUUUGAUCAACAGAAAGCUCAAAGAGUAUAUAUCAAUAAGUGCUCCCAGCAGUAAAACAGAGCCAUCACCAAAGACCUCCCGGCCGUCUCGCAGCAUUAGACACACACUGCUGGGUGGCAGCAGUAGUAGUAAAAGUCAGAGCCCCCACUCACCCAGAAAUGAACAAGAUCGAAGUAAAGAUGACUCUAGUCCUCCAAGAGAUAAAGGUGCAUGGAGGAGACUUCCAGGAAUGAAGAAAAAGCCCCAGGAUAAGAGACCCAGUCCUGGUGUCACAUUUGGAGUCCGACUGGAUAAUUGCCCCCCUGCACAGACUAAUAGAUUUGUGCCUUUAAUCGUGGAGGUGUGUUGUAAGCUGGUGGAGGAAAGAGGAUUGGAGUACACCGGCAUCUAUAGAGUCCCUGGAAACAACACUGCCAUCUCUAGCAUGCAGGAGGAACUAGACACUAAAGGCAUGACAGACAUCGAUAUCCAGGAGGAUAAAUGGCGAGAUCUCAAUGUUAUCAGCAGUCUGCUCAAGUCCUUUUUCAGGAAACUUCCAGAGCCUUUGUUUACUAAUGAAAAAUAUUCCAACUUUAUUGAUGCCAAUCGAAUGGAGGAUCCCGUUGAGCGGUUAAAAGCAUUGAAGAGACUGAUUCACGAGCUGCCAGACCAUCAUUACGAAACACUCAAGUUCCUCUCUGGACACCUCAAACUUGUUUCUGAAAACUGUGAGAAAAACAAGAUGGAGCCACGUAACCUGGCCAUUGUGUUUGGUCCAACUCUUGUGAGAACAUCGGAGGACAACAUGACCCACAUGGUCACACACAUGCCUGAUCAAUACAAGAUUGUGGAAACUCUCAUUCAGCAAUAUGAUUGGUUUUUCACAGACGAUGGAGAUGAAGAGCCAACGACCACCGUGGAGCAGGAAAGCACAAUUCAGUCGCAGCCUGUGCCCAACAUCGACCAUCUACUGACCAACAUUGGCCGCACGGCUCCGUCGCCGGGAGACGUCUCAGAUUCAACCACCAGUGACUCUGCAAAAUCAAAGCAGGGUUCCUGGGGGUCUGGUAAGGACCAAUACAGUAGAGAGCUGCUGCGUUCUUCCAUCUUUGCCAGCCGUAAGCGCAAAAAGCCCAAGGACAAACCUCAGCCUAGCAGCUCUGAUGAUGACCUGGACGCUAGUUUCUCCAAGAACGACCUUGCAGUGGAAAAUGACCCAAAUUGGCCUGCUGAUGACCCGACAGAGGAGGCAGAGAGUGAAGUUGGACUCGAUGACCAAAGGAGCGAGGAUGUUAACCAGAGCCCAGGAGAGAGCCUCGUUUCCAACAAACAGCUCAACUCUGAACAUUUGCCUCCGCAAAAUUCACCCUCACCUAAGAUGACUUGCAAAUCUAGUUAUCACAUUCAGAUGAUUCAAGAAAGUUCCCUAUCCGACCCUCCCUCUAACUACGAUGAUGGAUGCGUCUCAGAUCUGGGCACGCUGAACAGCACCAGCUCCCAAGCUUCGGUACCAAGGAGGAGGCAUGGCAGAAUACCAGGCCACUGGACGGAGAAUUCAGAAGCAGGCUUAGGAGCGGAAGUCUGCUCGAUUACUUCAGAUUACUCCACCACCUCCUCGAUGACCUUCCACACGGGGGUGGAGUCCGUUGCAUUCAGUCCAGAAGUGCAGUCCGUCGCCGAAAGCCGCGGGGAUGAUGCGGAUGACGAAAGAAGCGAGCUCAUCAGCGAGGGACGGCCAAUGGAGACGGACAGCGAGAGCGACUUAUCAGUGUUCGCUGUCGGACGAGAAGGAGGACCAACGGAUGAUAGCAACCAACCCGAGCCUUUGCAAGAUGUGCCCAAUCUAAUUGCCUCCCAUCGAAUUAUUGCAUGCGACACUCUUUCACGUAAGCGAGGGAGUCGACAGAAGACCGACAGCGAGUCUUCUGCUGACGGGAAUCGCAGUGACAAGGAAUCCAAUCGACUUUCACGAGUACUGGAUGCGGUCAAAGGCCGAUCCACGGGCAGCCUGAGCUCUUCCUCUCGCAGCGAAUCGGAGCGGGCCGAACCCAUGUGGCGAAUCAAAAUCACAGAUCGGUUAAAGUGUCGACUAAGGACGUCCGCCGACGACAUGUUCGGGGUAGGAUCUCAGCGCACAAGGUCUCCCGAGACUCGGAGUAAGCGGAAAAGCAACAUUCGCCGUAGACACACCAUGGGUGGUCAACGUGACUUUGCCGAAUUGUCCGUAAUUGGAGACUGGCAAAGAGUGGAGGGUACCGAGCUCUCGGCUAUGGAUCGUUUAAAGCCCAAGUGCAGUUCACAAGACUUUUCCAUCAGAGACUGGAUUGCUCGGGAGCGACACCGUGCAAGCAACCCUGAAGUUAGCUUGGACAUGCUAGACCUGCACUCUUCGAGAUCAUCCGCCGGGCCCUCGCACUUUCACCCGGGUCAGCUGCUCAAUGGUGACGUAGCGAGUAAGAGCUUAAACCUAGCUUCUGAUGCCCAUCCUCACAAACUCUCCGGUGCUCAAGUGGUCCGUUCCCGUUUCUAUCAGUACCUGUGAAAGUGUGUGUGUGUGAGUGUAUUUCAUAUACACUGUUUAUGAGUGUCUGACAUGUUUUUAAGGUACUUGAGUGAUACUUAAAAGCCAUGUUGGCGUCAAUGAUAGGCUGAGAGUCGAAUACCGUGAGUGAAAAUGUGUUGUGUACAAAAUAAGGAAAAUGUGUGUGAAGUUGAUGGUUGAGCGUUCUCUGACGGAUACGUGGAGUUACAGGCAAUGUCCUGUGAUACUUCCUUCUGUGAAUGAAAUGACAUAGUGACCCGAUGUUAUAUAGUGAAUAGAUGCUCCUCAUUUGUAGUCCAACUGAACCGCAGUAUUGCUGGAAAACUGGAAGUCCCAAUGAUUAUAGAUUUUAGAUUAGAAUUAAGAGUCGAGAUGCUAGAAACGUUACGCAACGGCACUGUUUUAGCAAGAUAAAGGCAAGUAACCGAGAAUUUGGGUGAGCAGGUAGGUCAGUAGUUCGGAUUUGUAGGAUGUUGAGAAGACUAGCGUGUCUUAAUAAUCAAUAUAUUUUAUUGAAAGUGUAAAGGGGUCCCAAAACAAAUUGUGACCAAAACAAGAAUGUAUGUCCUUGUUGUAAUACUAAACAAACCGCCAUUUUAAAGUCUAUGAAGUGUACAUAGUUCCCCUCUCGUGCUUUUGUUUAUUCUGCUUUGCGUGCCGUGCUAUGGAUUCGGUGUCUUGAAUUUUCGGUUUUUAAUGCAGAGCAUGGCAGAUACUCGGCACAGUGAAUCGUCAUAUUUUUGUAAAACAAAGACAAAAAGGAAUUUCAAACUACCCUCUGAUGCAAUUUGCAGUGUAUAUGUUGUUGUUUGUUGUACUGUGACUACUGAGACACAGUUGUUGUCUCUGGCAUAAAAGCUGGGAAAAAUAAUGGGAAAAGAAUGGAUUGUCAAAUGAAAUCAGGUUUUGGGAAUAUGAAAGUGCCUCAUUGAACAUCGGUUAUGGAUUGUUAAAAGUGCCGCAUCUCAUUAAUGUUGAAUUAAGAUGUACAAAAUAUAAAAAAGAUGAUUUUUUUUUUAACUUAAGCCUCAUUCAUGAAUUUAAAAAAAAUGAAACUCUUCCAUUCCUACAGCAUUCCUCGGGUCUUAACACUAUUUUAAUGCAUUAUUGUUUUAAGUUUUGCAUUCGAUAUUUUAACCAGACUUGAAUUUUAAAUAUUCCUGUAAAGUAAGUAACUUAAAUGUAAAUAUCUAUUACUUGUUUUAGCUUCUCCUCUACCUGCAGUCAUCAUCAUUGCAUAAGUUCUAUUUUGUAUGUAUUGUACAAUACAGAGGUGAUGUUAAGGGACCUGGGGAGUGAACAUGCAAAUCAUCUCUAGGGGUCUUUAGUGUCCCCGUUUGUGAACAAUGCUUCCCUAACCGUUUGUAUCAUGCUGUGUUCGUUCCUACAUUGGACGCACAUUGUAAAACACUGGAAAAUAAACCCUUUUUGUCUGAUAA
Molecule: messenger RNA, 7070 nt
Organism: Paramisgurnus dabryanus
Lineage: Eukaryota; Metazoa; Chordata; Actinopteri; Cypriniformes; Cobitidae
Gene: arhgap21b
Product: Rho GTPase activating protein 21b
Biological process (GO): signal transduction
Molecular function (GO): protein binding
Source: RefSeq, a predicted model, not a curated record